CCGAGCCUACAGACUGGAUAAGUAAUAUGAUUAUCGUCAAGAAACCAGACAAGCUACGGAUAUGCAUUGAUCCUAAACAUCUCAACCGGGCUCUGCGACGUUCACAUUACAUUAUGCCCACGUUGGAGGAUGUUCUUUACAAGCUCCCAAAGGCCAGAGUCUUCAUGCUCGUGGAUGCCAGAGAUGCCUUCCUGCAGUGCAAGCUCGACGAGCUAAGCAGCUACAUGACCACCUUUUGGACACCCUGGGGCAGGAAGAGGUGGUUGAAGCUUCCGUUUGGUGUCUCCGUGGCUCCAGAGGUGUAUCAGCGGAAACAGCAUGAGCUGUUGAUGGGACUCAGUGGCGUGGAACCCAUAGCAGAUGACAUCCUUGUAGUGGGCUGUGGGGACAGUGAUGAGGAGGCAGAAUGUGACCAUGACGCCAAGCUGCUGGCCCUGAUGGUCAGAUGCAGACAGGUCAAGCUAAGGCUAAGCAUAAAAAAGCUUCAGUUUAAAGUGCCAGAGGUCUGCUUUCAUGGGCACAUCUUAUCCUCCAACUGAUUGAAGACUGAUCCUGAAAAAGUGAAGGCUGUCUUGGAAAUGCCCCACCCAUCUGACGUGAAGGGAGUGCAGCGCUUCAUCGGAUUCGUCACCUACCUGGCCAAAUUCCUACCGCGGCUCUCUGAAGUGUGUGAGCCACUAAGAAGGCUCAUGGACAAGGACACGAUCUGGCAUUGGCUCCCAAAACAUGACGCAACGGUGAGGGAAAUAAAACAACUGGUCACCCAGACACCUGUACUGCGAUAUUACAAUGUGUCAAAACCUGUCACGAUUCAGAGUGACUCAAGCCAGUAUGGACUUGGCUGUUGCCUCAUGCACGAGGGCCAGCCUGUGGCAUUCGCCUCUAGGGCACUCACCCCAACAGAGCAGAACUAUGCCCAGAUAGAGAAGGAGUGCCUCAGCAUUGUGUUUGCAUACCAACGCUUCCAUCACUACCUGUACUGGCGCGACAAUAUUACCACAGAGACAGAUCACAAGCCCCUUAUUGCUAUAUUCAGCAAGCCUCUCCUGAAUGCCCCAAAACGACUGCAGAGCAUGCUACUGGCCCUACAAAACUACAACCUCAAGGUGGUGUAUAAGCCAGGGCCAGAGAUGUAUGUGAGUGACACGCUCAGCAGGGCUACUGCAUCAGGCACUCACACACGCUCCAUGCAUGAACAACACGCAGUGUGCAGCUUACAAACAGAGCAAGUGGGUGUUGAACACAUCAACCAGGCUGACUACCUCAAUGUUACGGACCAGCACCUUAUACAAAUAAGACGGCACACGGACAGGGACGAGCAACUCCAGGCAUUGAGGUCUGUGAUCCUGAUGGGCUGGCCUGACUGCAAGGAAGAAAUUGCUUUAGCCGUCAGAGAAUAUUGGCCAGUCAAAGAGGAGCUCAGUGUUCAAAACGGAGUAAUAUUCAAGUGUUAGAGAGUCAUUAUUCCCCGGUCUCUGCGCCCUGAGAUGUUGGCGAACGUGCACUCACAUAGGAGGUGAGGCCUGUUACAGACAAGCACUUGACACACUGUAUUGGCCAGGAAUGCAGAGUGAAAUCAAAGACUAUGUCAGUAAAUGCAUCUGCAAUGAAUAUGCCAUUGAGCAACAGAGAGAGACGAUGAUGUCCCACGAGCUACCGAUGUGCCCCUAGCAGAUAGUAAGUCUAGAUCUCUUCCAGCACAGUGGCAAAGACUUUCUGCUGGUAGUCGAUCAUUACUCAGACUUUUGGGAGAUUGACCUCCCCCCCCGACCUCUCAGCAGAGACAACGAUCAAACGCUGCAAACGCUAUGGCCAGCCAGAUAGUGUAAUUUCAGACAAUGGACCCCAAUUCUCCGGAGUUGAGUUCUGAAAAUUUGCUGCAGGAUGGGAAUUCGAGCACGUCACUUCAUCACCACGACACCCAAAAGCUAAUGGGAAGGCGGAGUCCGCAGUAAAAAUGGCAAAGAACCUCUGCAAAAAGGCUCUGCGAGAGGGCAAAGAUGCCUGGAAAGCAAUCCUGCAGUGGUGCAAUACCCCAACAGAAGGCAUGGAUAGCAGCCCGGCACGGCGCUUAAAAGCAGCUCUGCCAGUAGCCAGCACUCUCCUGGAGCCAUGUGUGGUGACAGACGUGCUGGUGAAGCUACGUCACAGAAGACAGGUCUCCAAGUUCAUCUACGACAAAUCAGCAAAAGACUGAGCUCAGGGUGGGUGAAACGGUGCGAAUGAAGCCACUACCAGGGGACCGGACGGGCCUCUGGAGACUCGGAUCCUGUAUACAGAAAGUGGCACCACGCUCCUACUUGGUUGAAGUGAAUGGAUCACUGUACCGUCGCAACAGGGUUGACCUUCGGAUUGCUGAGCCAGCACCUACUCAGAACCCUGAUGGCCAAAAGGGUCGCAUGACAAAAGACAGAACCCCAGCAAGUCACAUGGGGCCUGAGACACUGGGCGAAGAGCCAGGGGAUCACAGGUCGGCUGCUCCCUCGCCCAUCAAUUCUCCCCUUAGACAGUCAGGUGACACGUCUGUGCGGGAACCCGCAGUCCUCACAGACAAGCCCCCUGCCUUUUCACGUUGCGGGCGUCUGUCCCAGCCACCAAAAAUACUUAAUCUGUAGGUUUCCCAUCAGGGAUUGUUGACAGACAGAGAUAAAAGUGAAGAGAACAUCAAAAUGUGUUGUUGUUACCUGAAGAAAAAAAAUACUAAACUGUUUAUGUUGGAAAUUAUUACUAGGUUUGUUUUGUUAGUGAAUUGACACCUCCUGUCCUAUUUUAUUAAAGGGAAGAUGUUGUGUGUAAGAUGGCACAGUGAUGCCAUCUGUUGGUAAAUGUUCUUUACUGCAACUCUUGUGUUUUACCGGGGUGCUUGAGAUAGCCGGAGGUGUUGUGAUGUACUGAACAAGACUGGUUUCUCGCAUCAAUGCCUCUGUCUCGUCAUUUAACAUUCAAACAACCGAUCCCAUAGAGGUUAACCUUUUAAAAACAGUUCUGUAACAAUUAGGUUUGUGCAGUAGGCUAAAGGCCCAAUACAUUAUCACUGCAUAUUGGCUAUGCUUGAAUUGCCCUGCCAAUGUUGUUCUUCUCAGAAUUAAAAAAAUAUAUUUUAAGUAUAUGAUCACACUUCUAAUAUAUAAUUUGUUGUAUUACUUGUGAGGCACAGCUGACUGAGCAUAAUACAUUGUUUAGUUUUUUUACUGGACUGAUGGUCAGUCUGAGGGGAACGGAGGAUCACUCCAUCCCCGGUGAGGCCCUCCUCUCUCCACCCCUCCACUGAGAAAACGGGACACAGUCUUCCAGCUGAUGGCGAAACUUAAUGUUGCAUAGGCUUAUGUUUUAUAAGUCAUGUUCAGAAACAGUCUGAGCUGUAUAUCUCGGCUUGCAUUUUGACUCAAAGUGAUCUUGACUCAAAGUUUGGUGACCACUGUAUUAGAGAAAGGAGGAGAUAGGAAUCCCUUUGGUCAAUGAACAGAGGAUAAUGCCUAUAUAGCGAUUUCAGUGCCCACAAAUGUUUUUUGAAUUCCAUACUUUGAUUUUUAUUAGGAUAGUUUUAAAUUGUAUAUUGAAUUCAGUUUUCAAAUUAAAUUUCAAAUUGAAUGUUCAAGUUCAAUAUUUAUAUAUUCUGUUUCGUUGUUUUAUUUAUUUCACCUUUAUUUUUUGUCUGUGUAUCAAGUUUACAAACUAUCAAUUCAAGUUGAUCAAAGUUUCAUAUAUUCAACUUCUCAGAUCCAUUCAGAUUCUGUUUUCAAAUGAAGUUCUCUAAAUUAAGAUUCAAAACAAGAGACAUCAUCCACGUUGCCAAAUAUGGUCUAUUAUAUUGACAAGAUAGUCAAGUGACCGCUCUAACAAUGGAAAUACAUGUCCUCAAAGAUGGAAGACGAAUUUGUCUGGAAGGGAUAUACAGUGGGGAGAACAAGUAUUUGAUACACUGCUGAUUUUGCAGGUUUUCCUACUUACAAAGCAUGUAGAGGUCUGUAAUUUUUAUCAUAGGUACACUAACAGGUCUGUGAGAGAUGGAAUUCGUACUGGUUGGUAGGUGAUCAAAUACGUAUGUCAUGCAAUAAAAUGCUAAUUAAUUACUUAAAAAUCAUACAAUGUGAUUUUCUGGAUUUUUGUUUUAGAUUCCGUCUCUCGCAGUUGAAGUGUACAGACCUCUACAUGCAAGGAAACACUGCCAAUUUUGCAGGUUAUCAAAUACUUCUCCCCACUGUAUAUACACUACAUGACAAAAAGUAUGUGGACACCUGCUCGUCGAACAUAUCAUUCCAAAAUUAUGGGCUUUAAUAUGGAGUUGGUCCCCCCCUUUGCUGUCUCCACUCUCCUGGGAAAGCUUUCCACUAGAUGUUGGAACAUUGCUAUGGGGACUCCCAUUCAGCCACAAGAGCAUUAGUGAGGUCAGUCACUGAUGUUGGGUGAUUAUGUCUGGCUCGGAGUCGGUGUGCCAAUUCAUCUCCAAAGUGUUUGAUUGAGUUGAGGUCAGGGCUCUAUGCAGGCCAGUCAAGUUCUUCCACACCGAUCUUGAAAAAAACAUUUCUGUAUGGACCUCGCUUUGGACAUUGUUAUGCUGAAACAUGAAAGGACCUUCCCCAAAUUGUUGCCACAAAGUUGGAAGCACAGAAUUGUCUAGAAUGUCAUUGUAUGCUGUAGCGUUAAUAUUUCCCUUCACUGGAACGGGGCCUAGCCCGAACCAUGAAAAACAGACCCAGACCAAUAUUCCUCCUCCACCAUACUUUACAGUUGGCAUUCGGGCAGGUAGCAUUCUCCUGGCAUCCUCUAAACCCAGAUUAGUCCGUAAAUGGUGAUCUUAGGCUUGUGUGCGGCUGCUUGGCCAAGGAAACCCAUUUCAUGAAGCUCCCUACAAACAGCUAUUAUGCUGCCGUUGCUUCCAGAAAAAGUUUGGAACUCGGUAGUGAGUGUUGCAACCGAGAACAGACGAUUUAUAUUCGCUACAUGCUUCAGCACUCGGCGGUCCCAUUCUGUGAGCUUGUGUGGCCGAGCUUGUGUGGCCUACCACUUUGUGGCUGAGUCGGUGUUGCUCCUAGACAUUUUCACUUCAUAAUAACAGCACUUACAGUUGACCGGGACUGCUCUAGCAGGGCAGAAAUGUGAUGAACUGACUUGUUGGAAAGGUGGCAUCCUGUGACGGUGCCACAUUGAAAGCCACAGAGAUUUUCAGUCAGGCCAUUCUACUGUCAAUGUUUGUCUAUGGAGAUUGCAUGGCUGUGUGCUCAAUUUUAUACAUCUGUCAGCAACGGGUAUGGCUGAAAUAGCUGAAUCCACUUAUAUGAAGGGGUGUCUACAUACUUUUUCAUAUACAGUGUAGCUUUUGUGAAAAUGUACUUUUCAUAGCAGGUUUAGGAGAACUUACGCAGCAGGUUAUGAUAAUUACUGUAGCAGGUUAGGAUAAUUUAGGUUAAGGUUAGGAAAAGGGUAAGGAUUAGAUAAAAUGCACAAAAAACAACUUUAAAAUUAAAUAACUUUUGAUGUCAAUUUGGCAAAAGCUGUAUCCCUUCUAGACAUGACCAUAGAAGACAGGCGGGGAGAGGCGAGAUCAGGUGGGACCAUUCUAGCCAAUGAGAGGGCACAUACGUGUGUACACUGCAUAAAGAUAGAUAGAAGACUCGUCUUUGUAUCUGUGCCAUUAUAGCGUCUGUGACAGCAUGGGAAGUGCCAUUGAGGCAAUCUCCAUUUUAAUGUGAAUUUCUUCUUUUUCAUUGGCUGAUUGCUCCCAACUCAUAGGAAUCCCCACGCAGUUGACGACUUUAAAAUGGUAGAAGCCCUCAAUGGCAAACUCCAUGUUAAAACGAGUUAUAUCCAUGUUGAGUCCUCCAUCUCUGUGACAACAGGCACAACUCAGAUAUUUAUUUAAAAAAUAAUAUUUAUUUAAGAUAUAAAGUAGUUUUUUUCAAAGUUGAGGAAAUACCAUGUGUGUCCGCUAAUAACAGAGCAUUAGUAACAACCUAACCAUUAUGACACUUCUAUUUGAUCAAAUAAGCCGCACGCAGCAAAUGAGCAAUUCAAUAUUUUUGUUGACCAAAUUCGACACUCAUUAACCUCCAUAACAAAUGUCCUCAUUUGCUGGGCUUAUUUUCGUGGGCAGAUUUUAGGCGGGAUAACACAUUUCCCUUUGCCUAUUCCUCUCUGAAGUUUCUCAUUACUGGACCUGCCAGACAUUACAUUUACCAUCCCAUGGUGCCUACCACUGUUCCAUACUACAGAGUGAAACGAUUGCUCUUGGAUCGCCUUAUCUUUGCUCCUGCAUUCCUGCUGCUUUUCUUUUUUUUUGUUAUGAACAUCCAAGAGGGUAAGAGGUGGGCAGACUUCCAGAGCAAAGUGAAUAGUAGUUAUUGGCCUGCCUUGAAGAUGAACUGGAAAGUGUGGACCCCCUUCCAGUUCAUCAACUAUGUGCCUGUAGAGUUUCGAGUGCUGUUUGCCAACAUGGUGGCCUUAUUUUGGUAUGCUUACCUUGCGUCUGUGAGGAAGUGAAGACUCCCAAGAUCUUCUCCCUGAUUACUGAAGUAAGAAGGCACAGGGUGUGCCUCUGAAGCUGCAGAACGUUACAAGGAUAUGUCUGUGAAUGUACCAGCUUGCUGCACUGGCAAUCAGGCAAAUUAUCUGGGGUGAUGUGAAGGACUUCAGUCACACAAUACACAAGGUACUGCACUACUACACAAAUGUCUUAGGUCUCUCUUUGUGUGGUGUUGUGGUGUCUCUCUUGUCGCUAUGUGUGUUUUGUUCCAUAUAUAUAUUUUGCCUUCUGUUAGGUUGUCAUUGUAAAUAAGAAUAUGUUCUUAACUGACUUGCCUAAAAUAAAGGCCAAAUGAAAAAAUACAAAUAAAUGAAAUCCUAGUACAUCCAAUGUGUUGCUCACAUGCAAAAUAACUUAUAACUGAAAUGUUCAAUCUUAAUUGUUACUUCUUGAAUAAAUUGAAAUACUUGAGUAUUCUCCUUUGAGCCAAGGUGUAUUUUGGUUUGAACAAUAGUAAAUACAUGUUAUAUAUUCUUGUUUGAUUAAAAAAAAUAUUUGUAUAAUUUAAGUUGAAGCAAAGCAAAUGUGCUGUAGAAAAUAAAUAACAGUAACUGUUUCAAUCUUGAAGGCAACUCAUUUAACACCAUAUGAAUAUGCAAUGUUAAGAUUGUUAUCAAACCACAAUGUAUUGUGUAUAUUGCUGACAAGGCCGACCUGUAGUUUCCUUAUGUGGACUGCAUUGUUUUAGUUUGAGUCUCAACUCAACUGUGAAUGUGACUGCUGUCAAUAUCAGGUCAAAUAAGGGAGCAACAGCACAUCGGACUGAAACUGGCAAAUCAU
Oncorhynchus keta (chum salmon) is the source of this 7303-nucleotide messenger RNA. Its product is annotated as peroxisomal membrane protein 2-like. Bases 6184 to 6480 code for a protein of 98 amino acids. The record is from RefSeq and is a predicted model, not a curated record. The transcript has 3 exons. Lineage: Eukaryota; Metazoa; Chordata; Actinopteri; Salmoniformes; Salmonidae. Gene Ontology annotation, cellular component: membrane; cytoplasm.